Plasmodium malariae is the source of this 588-nucleotide messenger RNA. Its product is annotated as phosphopantothenoylcysteine decarboxylase, putative. Gene Ontology annotation, biological process: coenzyme A biosynthetic process. Gene Ontology annotation, molecular function: phosphopantothenoylcysteine decarboxylase activity; FMN binding. The transcript is spliced from 4 exons. The coding region runs from base 1 to 588 and encodes 195 amino acids. Gene Ontology annotation, cellular component: phosphopantothenoylcysteine decarboxylase complex. Lineage: Eukaryota; Apicomplexa; Aconoidasida; Haemosporida; Plasmodiidae. The record is from RefSeq and is a predicted model, not a curated record.
AUGAAACUGCUGUUCGGUAUCAGCGGCAGUAUUGCUGCUAUCAAGAUUAACGAAAUAGUUGAAAAGCUUAAAGAGAAAUGUGAAUUGAUGAACAUACCUAUUGAGAUAAAGUACGUAGCAACACGUAUUGCUUUUGAUAAAUUUUUGAAAAAUUUUAAAGAGAAAAUACUUUUAGAUGAAGAUGAAUGGAUAUGGAAUGAAAGAGGAGAUGAAAUUUUACAUAUCGAAUUGAGAAAAUGGGCAGAUGUUUUUGUUAUUUGUCCAUUGGAUGCAAACACCUUGGCUUACAUUUCCAACGGAGCUUGUCCCAACCUUCUAACGUGCAUCUGUCGAUGUUGGGACUUCGAGAAAACCUGCCUGGUUUUCCCUUGUAUGAACACGUUCAUGUAUAGUCAUCCCAUAACGAAGAAGCAGAUCAGUGUAAUUUCUUCGUGGGGAAUAAAAGUAGUCGACCCGAUAGAAAAAGUCCUUGCAUGUGGGGAAUAUGGCAUGGGAGCACUCCCAAACGUAGAGGAUGUAACUAGCGAAAUUGUGAAGCAUUUACGAAUUUACGAGAAUGUAAAAGAUACUCAUCACCAUUGUGUAUGA